This is a messenger RNA of Paramecium octaurelia, 1832 nucleotides long. Lineage: Eukaryota; Ciliophora; Oligohymenophorea; Peniculida; Parameciidae. The record is from the annotation of a GenBank genome assembly.
AUGUCUAAAAUAUUGAGAUAUGAUUAUGAAGAUGUUCUAAAAAGAAACCCUAAUGACAUUAAGUCUAUGAUAGCAUUAGGUUGUCAUCCUUUUAAUUUAGGUUAAAAACUGUUGCAACAAUAAAAAAGGAAUCAGGCACUUUAUUGGUUUGAUGCAGCAAUAAGCCUAGAUCCCAAUAUGGUUGAUUCACUAUGUGGAAAAGGUAACUGUUCCUGUGUAUAUAUAAGGUGAUGCUUUGCAGCAAUUCGAUAAAUAUUAGAAAGCAAUAUAAUGGUAUGAUCGAGCCUUGGGUAUUGCUCCGAAUCAUGUACCAAGUUUAGUAGGAAAAGGUAAAUUAUUCUUUUAAUCAAAAAUUUAUAGCUAAAGCACUAUAUCAAUUAGAGUUAGAUUUUAAUAAAUUAGCUAAACGUAUUACUAUCUUUAAGUUUAUCUAGCCAAAGUGUUGAGUAAAUAGAAAACAGAAUCUAGUCUCUUUGAAAGAGGUAAACAACUCCUAAUUUCAUUAUUAGAUUCAUUAGAAAAGUUAAAAUUGGAAUAAAGAUUCAAAGAAAAGGGUAUUAAAUUAUGACUACAUAUCUAUUAGAAGAUUAAACCAAAGAGAAGUUAGACAUUCGUCUUAAAGAGAAAGGUACUAUCUGAAAGUUAUUAAAUAUAGAGAAGAUUAAUUUUAAUAAAUAGUUGGAGACUAAAUUAAAUGAUAAAGGUAAAUUAAAAUUAAUAAACUUAAGCCAAAGCAUUACAUUAGUAUAAGAUUGAAGCCUUACUAUAAGGAAAACGUAUUUUAUUUCAGAAAUUUUAGCUAAACCUAAACAUUAAAUUGAACUAGAGCAGGAAAUUGAGCUAGAAUUAGAAUCCUAAAAGUACUUUGAUUAGGCUUUAUCGACUAAACCUAAUUAGGUAUAAGCACUUACAGGAAAAGGUGAUAGUCUUCAUUCACAUUUAGGUCUCUGUGUAAAUGCUUUUUAAAAAUAAAUUGAUGCUGAAGUUAUUAUCAAUAAAGCUUUAUCGUUGCCAACUAUUCUAGGUUAUAAUGAAAAAUAAUCCGAUAUUUAUGCAGCAAAAGGCACUAUCUCGAUUUAUUCUAGGCGAUAUUUUGUUAAAUCAGUAGAAAUAUGCAGAAGCCAACAGUUUUUACGAUAAAGCCUUAGAAUUGGAUCCGAAUCACUUAUAAAGCUUAUUUGGAAAAGGUAUAAAUUUUCAAAGAAGAAAGGCUAAUAUUUCAGAUUGAUUGAAAGCUAUGAAGAUGCUAUUGAAUGGUAUGAUAAAGCCAUUAAAUUAAAACCAAAUCAUAUAUGUUCCAUUUGGGGCAAAGGUCUAUCAUUUUAUAUAUUUUGAAGGUGAAUCAUUGAGAAUGUAAGACAAAUUCCGAAAAGCCAUUGUUUAUUUUGAUAGGGCUUUAAAAUACCAUCCCAAACAUUUCUUAUCUCUUUAUGGCAAAGGUACCUUGUUAUGUAAAUUUGAAGGAGAAGCACUCAGAAUGCUAAAAUUCAAUUAUGAUGCUUCAGUUGAAUAUAAAUAGGCUCUAGAUUUGUAACCCAAUCACAUAAAAGGAUUGUUCGGAUACGGAGAAGUGUUGAAAUUAAUGAAGAAAUACCCAUAAUCUUUGGCAUGCUAUAAGAAAAUUCUGGAAAUUGAUCAAGGCAAUAUGGAGGCUGUUUAGUUGAAAUGUAAAAUUAUUAUUUGAGAUAAAUUAAGAUGAAGUUGAACAUUGCAUAUCUUAAUUGUAAUAAAAGGAAUCAAUUAAUACAUUGAGAAAGUAGGAUCUUUAAAGCAAUAGCAAAUUUUUUGAUGGAAUUUAAACCAAUACUGUAAAUUUUAGAAAAAAACUAUGA